UUGUUGCUGCUGCUGCACGGCGGUUGCAGGCACCAUCAGCCGAUCUGCAGCAGGCGACUAUCCUCCGGCUCCGGCUCCAUAGCCGAUCUGCAUCAGGUGAUCUGCAGCGGGUGUAAGUUGACUAUCGGAUUUCACCUCCGAUUCCCAAUCAACGGCGACCGGACUGUUACCACAGCCACCCGGCGUUAGCCUCUCUAUGCUUAAGGAAUAUGCAGUUCUUUGCUGAGAUUGCCGGCACGCCGUCGAACGUCCACCAACCGAUGCCGCCAACGUCGCCGAUCAAUCCACCGACGCCAACGAUACAAAUCAACCAACAACAGCCGAUAAUGGUUGAUAAGGCAGGGCUGAAUCUGCCGCAAGUUUCCAAUAAUUUCUCUACUCAACGUCAUAGCCAUGGAGAAUGUCACGACAAAGAGAAAUUUGAUGUUGAAUUUUCAAAGGGUGUGGCUGAGGAAUCUACGCCGACGUCUUUUGCUGGUAGAACUUCUGGAAAUUCACAGGAUCAUAAAAUCACUACAUCCAAUACUAACGUUUCGGAUUUGAUCAAGGGAGACAAUACUAAGAAGGCCUCGGCGACGGAGUUUCACCGGCCGAGCACCACUUCUUUUGCUUCACUUCUGAGGAGACCCCGACAAAUUGAACGUACGCCGGAUGUGCUUGUUCAUCGAUUCACUUCACUGCAACCGGAUUUCUCUGGUGAAAUACCCACGCUUAGGGUCCCAAAAGAGCAUCUGCUGCCCAAAAUAAAUCAAUUUGAGCAUGCUUUAAUUGGUCGUCUUCUACUGAGGAAAGGAGAGAAGCCGCGUCUUCUCACUGAUCUUAAACGUGAUCUUCAGGUGGCUUGGAAUAUUGACAAGGAUUGGCAAAUCAUCCCCAUGGGAAAGAGCUUCUACACUAUUAAAUUUAAUACCGCUGAAGACAAGGCGUUCGUUCAGAAAAGCACUUCUUGGGAGUUACCUUUCGGAACCAUGCGGUUACGCGAAUGGGUGGUUAUCAUGAACUGCAGAUGGUCGACGUGGAAUUUUAAAAUCGCGGUGGUGCAUGGCGUUAACACGUAUGCUGGCAGACGGCGCUUGUGGUUGGAUCUUCUGGAUCAUAUUGAUGGUAAUGUUGUCUUUAUUGGCGAUUUUAAUGCGGUGAAAGGCGCCCAUGAAAGAAGUAGUGACUGUAUGCCUAACUCUACUGCUUGUGCGGAGUUCUGUGAUUUCAUUGAAGCCACCGGUUUCAUUGAGACGCUUACGGUUGGUCUGAAGUACACGUGGUCUGGUCGUAGAUUUAUGCCUACCCAUGUGGAGUCUCGUCUGGAUAGAUCGAUUUAUGCUGAUUCUUUUGCAAAUCUCUGGAGUUCGGUUUUUGUUCAAGCUCUGCCACGUUCUUCGCGCGUGGAAUCGGUUUUUGGAAAUGUUGAUUCUUGUAUCAUGAAUACUCAACAAGAGCUUUUGGAGAUUCAAAAUCAGAUUGCCAGGGAUGGUUACACGGAGGAUCUCUUUGAUAAAGAAGUGGAAGCCCAAGCUAAGAUCAACGUUGUGCUUUCCAGGCAGAGCUCGCUUUUACAGCAAAAAAGCCGGGUGUCUUGGCUUCAAGAUGGAGACAGGAACACGAAAUUAUUUAAUGCGAUGCUUAGGUUUCGUCGAAAACCUCACAUCGUUUCUCACAUGGAGAUCAAUGGAGAUAUGAAUUACGAUCAGAAGGUUAUUGGGGAUCAUAUCGUGGAUUUCUUCUCUUCUUUGUUUUCGACUAGCAGUCAAGCUAAUACUGAUAUUGCGGCGGUAGAGACGGUUAUUGAGGAAAUGGUCGAAGAUCGUUAUAAUAAUUUGCUCAUUCGUUUACCGGAUGAAGAGGAAAUUUCUGCUGCGGUUUUUCAGAUGAAGCCGAACAGCUCGCCGGGCCCAGAUGGUUUCUCGGGCGUUUGGAUUAAGAUGGGUGCUAUUGAUGCUCAGUUGAUUCUUGCGCCGAUGGAGGCGUUGGUUUUGAGGCGGUGGAUGGAGUUGAGCUUGUGCUGCCCUGGUUUGGUGAGGGAUGGAGUGUCGGUAGAGUCCUUCCGGGUUUGGGUUGAAUUUUAG
Molecule: messenger RNA, 2063 nt
Organism: Salvia miltiorrhiza (redroot sage)
Lineage: Eukaryota; Viridiplantae; Streptophyta; Magnoliopsida; Lamiales; Lamiaceae
Exons: 5
Coding region: 210-2063 (617 amino acids)
Source: RefSeq, a predicted model, not a curated record